AUGAGGGAUCCUGAUAAAGAGCGGAGGAUGCCGUUAUAAUUUUUCUACCAAUUGACGACUUCGGAAAGCGGAAAUCGCAAAAUUGCUUACAUUUUAUCAACGUGGGAAGAAUCAGAUGAAAACUCUCAUCUUAAUGCUGUUUCAUUAUUAGUGUUCUCAAGGGUUUAUCAUCCGCAAGCGUUUAAAGAAAUUCUACUCGAACUUUCGCAGCUAAUUAGAAAUCCGGAUUUGAAAGCAGCUUCUGAAAUGCUGCAUUUAUUAACAGAACAGUUGAUAGAUGAAGGAUCAGUUGUGGACAUACGAACAAAGUCAUUAAAUUUGCAAUUACUACUCGACUUGCCUCCUCUUGUUCCCGCAACUGGAACAGAUGUUUUGAUGCUUUUCAAAUUUUUAGGGUUUCGAAGCGUUAUAAAAGUGAUAAAUGCUCUGUUAUGCGACUGUCGCAUUGUUCUCACUAGUUCAUCAUUGAUGAGAUUGUCGAGGGCUCAAAAUGCUAUUCUUGCACUACUUUAUCCGUUUUCAUAUUUGCAUUCGUGCGUCACAAUUCUGCCAAGUGCUUUAGCUGAAGUGCUUCAAUCCCCAACGCCGUUUCUGAUUGGAGUUUUGAAGGAUCAUUUUGUGGAUUUUGGCGAUGAAAACAUUGUAAUUCAUCUUGAUGACGAGGAAAUAGUUAUCCCAGAGAGCGUGGAUUUGCACCAGUACGAAUCAAUAUUCUCAAAGCGACUGGAAGAUCGACUUCGAAAGGUACUCUAUUCGACAAGCAGUCAAGAAGACCUCGCCAUAGCUCGGCAAGAAGAAAUUGUUCGCGAUGACCAGAAAAUUGAUAAACAGCUUCGAUCAUGCUUUAUACUUUAUUUCGCCGAGAUUCUCUAUGGAUAUCAGUAUUUUAUUUUAUAUACAAGAACUUCAGGAAAUUUUGAAUCAAGUAAUCCGUCAUCUUUGUCGUUUCAUUUUGGAGCAUUUCGAGGGUUCAGACGAAUGGAUGAUCUCAUGACGAGCAUGAUUUUAAAAAGUGCCUACUUUCAUUCUUUCAUAUCUGCUCGCGCAAUUCCUCGAAAAAAACACGAUCUGUUCGAUGAAGUGUCUUGUUGGAGCGAACUCGACCAAUUAAUUUACCAGAAGGCGUUUUACCAUUUCGAAGACAUUGAAUUGAUUAACAAAAUUGCGGUUGCUCUAGAUAAAAAGGAGCGCUAUAUGUCCAAUUGCUCGUCUCGAAAAUAUGAAACUUUCAGCAAAAUUUUUUUGAAUGGAGACAACUUGAGCAAUGUAUUCACAAAAACGAUUAUUUGUUCGGUGAAUCCAGUGUCAUUGAAUAAUGCGGCACUGCAAGUGAAACUACCGGCUGUUUCGGAGCAUGUUAAAUAUCACAACGCAAAGUUUGAGCUUCAUUCGCAUAGGAUUGAGGUUCUUCGAGACUGUGUAGAAAAUAUUUUUUCGAAUGAAACGAAAUUUGGAAACAAAUCUCUCAAGGCGGUCGAGAUGUCACUGAAGUUUCCUCCGCUGAGAAUUGAAUUGUGCCGAAUUCUCAAUAAAAAGGCAAAUCAUUCACUGUUAACACCAAAGCAAUUCGAAGAAAUUUCGAAUCUAUUGAAUGCUGCGUUAGACGGGGAAAAUGAAAAUGACGAGAAUGGCGUUGUGCGGUCUAUUAUGUAUUUGUCAACCAACUUCAGCAAGAAAUUAUCUCAAGGUGUUCAACAAUACAUGUAUACAACAAUACAGAAUCAUAAAGUGUGGAAGAAUGUCAUGUACUGGGCAUCUUGUUUUUACUAUGAGGUUCAUGAAAUGUUAUUUUCCGAUAUGCUGAAGAAAGACCGCAAAUUGACCGAAAGUCUUUGGUGUCAUACAGUUCGUCCAUGUGCCAUGGAAAUGAUUGAUUUAAACAUGUCGAAUCAAGAAGAAUGGGUUCGCCAAGAAAACGAAAUGAUACAAGCCCAAUCAAAACACUUCGCAAAUAUUAUGAUUUGCCUGCAAAUCCCGUUAACUGAAGCAUUUUUCGAUGAUGAGCAUUCAAAAACUGAUGCAUUGAAAGAAAAAUCGAAAUGGAUUAAAACUACUUUUGAAUCAAUGUUGUCGUUAACCGGAAGGCCAAAUACUUUGACGUUUGAUCAGAUUGAAUGUUUCGUGGAAGCACACAUUGAAACAAUGCGCGAUUUGUACGUCGAACUCUGCGCUGUUGAAAAAACGCUCCAGAAAAACAGCUUCUAUCCAUUCCUGAUCAAUAAGAACGAAUUUUUAAUAUACGAUCCAGUCAAUUGUUAUUCCUUGUUGUCAAAUCCUGACGGAGCCAGUACUAAAAUGAUUCUUGAUGGCGUUUUUCCUGCUGAAGGGAGCAUGUUUCUCACCAACUAUAGAAUCAUUUUCAAAGGAAAAUCAAUCGGUUCUCCAGGAAUUAAGAAUAUGGUAGUACAAUCUCUACCACUUUAUUCAUUAGAAUCGUGCAAACGAGCAACAAGCAGGAAAAUUAUACCAAAGGAACUGAAGGAUAUCGCAAUUGAAAAUGUGCUCUGCAUUCGAUCAUAUUCAUCACCAACGAUAAUGUUAGCUUUUGAUGACGUUGAGGUGAAUGGAUUGAAGUUUGAUCAACUCGUUGAAGAAAUAGAAACGUGCUCUCACAACUCACUUACAACAAUCACUUCAAGAAAGGUUACAAAAACAGAUUCACAUGGAUUCCAUAAGUUUGGAACCUUGAAUGCCAUUCGAAAACUAGAAGGCCUUACCAAGAAACGAUCGACAGAUUCCCAUCGGAUGAGAAGUCUGUCGUCUCAUCGAGGUUCCAUUAAUAUUGCUUUCGACAAGCCAGAAGAAUUGAAUCACAUGAAGCAGAAUGCGCUACUAAGAUACGCUAUAAUCGAUUAUCUACGCCUAGGACUAAACCGAAAGCCCAUGAUAAGAAUAUCAAAUGCGAACAGCGACUACACCCUUUGUCCGACAUAUCCUGCUAAUAUCAUAGUUCCAAGUGAAACAAAUGAAACAGAGCUUUCAAAAGUUGCCAAGGGAUUUGUGGAACAUCGUCUUCCAGUAGUUACAUGGAUGCACAAGAAUGGAGCCUUGUUGGUCCGAGCUAGCUCAUUCUGCAAUCAAGAUGUUGUGAAAAAGUUGAAGACGCGAGUUGGAAAUUAUAGAAAACACGGAAAUAAAUUGUCAACGGCAAUGAAUGGCAGUCAACAGACAUUGACAUCCAAAACAAGUAGCACCGACGAUAAUUCCUCAAAUAUUGUUACUGGAAAUGAAAUUCGAAGCUCGGAAGUUCAAAUGAACUACUUCGUGAAGCUGGUUCAGUCGUCACCACAUGGUUCAUUAAGCACAUCAGCUCGCAACAACACUUUGAAAACAAUGAGCAGUGAUGAACGUCAAGUAACCGUCAAAAUGAUGUACGUGUUAGUUGAAAAGGGACAACAUAUAAAAUUCCCUAUUGACAGUGAUGUUGAACCAAUUGUCGUUAAAAGUGUGAAAGAAUCGGAAAUACGACGAUCAUUAAGUAAGGUCCGACAGUUUUUCAACAAAGAACAAAGCAAAGUCAACUACUUCAGCUUGUGGUCAGAGACAAAUUGGCCCCAAUGUCUAUCACGAUUGAUUGAAAUCUCAAAUGGUGUUGCUGCUCUUUUGAAUGUUUGUGCUUCAUCAGUUGCUCUAUGUUUGGACUGUGGAAAGGAAUCUACUACUAUAAUAAUGUCUCUGACACAAAUUCUGUGUGAUCCAUACUACAGGACAUUCGACGGAUUUCAAACUUUGAUAGAAAAAGAAUGGCUUGCAUUCGGACAUGACUUUUCGAAUGCUAAGGAUGGUUUUUCGUCGUCAUUCAUCUGCUUUUUGGAUUGUGUUCAUCAAAUUUUGAGACAAUAUUCUUUUUCGUUCGAAUUUUCGCAGUUCUACUUGAAUUUUUUGGCGUUCCAUUCAAUGUCCGGCUUUUUUUGCACAUUUCUAGCUGAUUGUGAGGAAAAACGCCUUCAUGGGGACAACUUCGAGAAUUCUUACUCGAAUGAAUCAAAAGAGAGCUCAAGCGAUACCUUCAUGCGAGAAGGAAACUCUCCAACUUUGUUCAAUCAAAUGCCUCCAUUGUGUUCAGGAUAUUUAAGCAAACGCGGAGCCAAACUGAAAUUAUGGGUCCCGAGAUUCUUUGUGAUAUAUCCAAAUCUUCCAAAAAUUUAUUAUUACGAAGACAUCGAGCAGUGGAAAAAUACUGAAAAGAAUUCUGGUGUCAUCGAUUUGGUGGACUUUACCGGAUUUGUUAUUGAACAAACGGGAAGACGCGCCAUUUUAGAGAUUCAAACCCGUGGUAAAAACUACAAACUUCUUUCCGAAAAUAUUACGGAAGCCACUCGUUGGAAGGAAUGUAUCGAACAAGUCAUAAAAGAAUAG
Caenorhabditis bovis is the source of this 4359-nucleotide messenger RNA. The record is from the annotation of a GenBank genome assembly. Lineage: Eukaryota; Metazoa; Nematoda; Chromadorea; Rhabditida; Rhabditidae.